AAGCCAAUCAGAGUCGUCGCCACGAUUCCCGGUAACAAAAGCUGCAUACACCCGCAGGAACUCGGAUUCUCCCCGUCUAUGGGGUGUGAGUCAUGGAGUUCAGAACCCUGUUCUUGCUGCUUUGGGGGCCUCUAACCCUGACUCAAAUCUGGGCGAGGUCCCACUCCCUGCGUUAUUUCCACACCUCCGUGUUCCAAGCUGGCCGCGAAGAGGCUUUUUACACCUCGGUGGGCUAUGUGGACGACACGCUGUUCCUGCGUUUCGACAGCGACGCCCUGAAUCCGAGGGUGGAGCCGCGCGCGCAGUGGAUGGAGUAUGAGACACCAGCGUUUUGGGAAGCGCAAACCAAGAUCGCCGAAGCCCACGAGCAGAAGUUGCGCUGGAACCUGCGCUCCACCCUCCGCUACCUCAACCAGAGCGAGGACGGCUCUCACACCUUCCAGUGGAUUUCUGGCUGUGACCUUGGGCCAGAUGGAAGCCUCCUUCGUGGAUAUGAGGAGUUUGCCUAUGAUGGUGCGGAUUACAUCUCCCUGAAUGAGGACCUGCGCUCUUGGACCACGUGGGACAAGGCUGCUCAGAUCACCCAGCGCAAAUGGGAGGAUUCAGGAGAUGCAGAGCACUACAGGGCCUACCUGCAGGAGGAGUGCCUGGAGUGGCUCCGCAGAUUCCUGGAGAAAGGGAAGGACAAGUUGCUGCACACAGAGUCUCCAAAGACACAUGUGACCUAUCACUUCAGUCCUGAAGGAGAUGUCACCCUGAGGUGCUGGGCCUUGGGCUUCUACCCUAAGGAGAUCACCCUGACCUGGCAGAGGGAUGGAGAGGACCAGAUUCAGAACAUGGAGCUUGUGGAGACCAGGCCUGCAGGGGAUGGAACCUUUCAGAAGUGGGCAGCUGUGGUGGUGCCUGCUGGGGAAGAGCAGAGAUACACAUGCCAUGUGCAACAUGAGGGGCUGCCUGAGCCCCGCACUGUGAGAUGGGAGUCACCUGCACUGUCCAUCAUCCCUGUCAUGGGAAUUGUUGCUGGCCUGGUUCUUUUUGUAGUUGUGGUCACUGGAGCUGCGGUGGCUGUUAUGAGGUGGUGGCGGAAUGCAGGUAGGGAAGUCAAGGGUUCUGGGUGUACCUGGUCUAGGCCCCUGGUAGAAGUGAGCUCUGCCUCAUUAAUGGGAAGCACCAUCCAUACACACUUGCUGAUACUCACUCUAUUGUAAAGCACAAGGAAAAUAAAGGACAAAAUGAUCACCAUUAUGAUUGUCAUGAUGGGGACCUGAUCCCAGCAUUCAGAGGGCAAAGGGGUAGGUAGGUCCCUGCUGGAUACAGACCUCCAGGAGAGUGAUUGGUUAAGUGCCUGGGCAUCUCCUAUCCUCAUGCCUCUUGAUCCUUUCUAAGGUUUCCAAUUACAGUUCAGGAACCUUCCCUGGGAUCCAGGCCUAGGGGAUUCCUCAAGCCCUCAUAGCUCUGCCUCCUCCCUGGCACACACAGGUUGUUUUCUUCUCAUAGGUAGAAAAGAAGAGAGCUAUUCCAUAACUGUUCAGAGAGUGUUGUCCCUGAGACCCUUGGAAUAGUGUAGAUGGGAAAACAAGGAGGGUCCCUCAUCUGCCCCAUAAUUUAUUCAUUCUUCACAUACCUUUUGGAUUUUGACUCUGUCUUGUUGUUUUUCUGACCCAGGCAAUGACAGUGCCCAUCACUCCAAUACUUUUCUAGCCCCAUAAAGGUGAGACUCUGGAGGGCUUAAAAUGGUAGAAGGUGUGAUAGAGGGGAAUGGAGAAGGUUGUGGGAAUUCUCUUGGAUCUUUGGGUGAGUUCUGGGUUCUUCAGAAUGUUGUCCCUUUGAGCAACUGCCCUGAUUUUGUUCAUGACGCUUUUCUUCUGUAGCAGAGACAGCUGCCUUGUGUGGGACUGAGCAACACAAGAUUUGUUCAAGCAUUUGUGACUAGAAGAACUCUGGAGUCCCUUUCUGUCAUGGGUUAUUAAGCCAUCCACAUUCCUAUUGGCAUAAUGUGCAGAAGUGAGACCAGUGCACAGGACCCCUGUCCUGCACCAUCCCUUGCCCACUCACCUUUCCUGUUCUAGCAGAGGUGAUGCUGGGAUGACUCCAUCCCUCUCUCAACAUCACUGUGCACUGAGCCACAACUUCUUACUUCCAUCCUGAAUAUAAGAAUCAGAAUAUAAAUAUUUUUCAAAAUCUUGACCCAGUGGAUUGAUUGGUUAAUAAACAGAGAAAAUUCCAAAUUAGAGAGAGAAAAUAAAUGGAAACACUGAGAA
Marmota monax (woodchuck) is the source of this 2261-nucleotide messenger RNA. Its product is annotated as saoe class I histocompatibility antigen, A alpha chain. The record is from RefSeq and is a predicted model, not a curated record. The coding region runs from base 93 to 1208 and encodes 371 amino acids. Gene Ontology annotation, molecular function: signaling receptor binding; peptide antigen binding. Lineage: Eukaryota; Metazoa; Chordata; Mammalia; Rodentia; Sciuridae. Gene Ontology annotation, biological process: immune response; antigen processing and presentation of endogenous peptide antigen via MHC class I via ER pathway, TAP-independent; antigen processing and presentation of endogenous peptide antigen via MHC class Ib. Gene Ontology annotation, cellular component: external side of plasma membrane. The transcript has 5 exons.